Molecule: messenger RNA, 5963 nt
Organism: Trichosurus vulpecula (common brushtail)
Lineage: Eukaryota; Metazoa; Chordata; Mammalia; Diprotodontia; Phalangeridae
Gene: CDCA2
Product: cell division cycle associated 2
Exons: 15
Coding region: 468-3596 (1042 amino acids)
Biological process (GO): regulation of mitotic nuclear division; regulation of chromosome segregation
Cellular component (GO): chromosome; nucleus
Source: RefSeq, a predicted model, not a curated record
AGGGAAGGCAGGGUGCGCGAGGCGGAGGAACAGCAACCCACUCUAGGGACAGCCCCACUGUCCCGCCCCUCUCUCCCCUCGGCCCACCAAUCGCGGAAGCACCGCCGGUCCGGAAUUGCCUAUUGGCUACGAUCGAACCCCGGCAUCUGGUCGUGAUUGGUCCGAAGGCUACUUUUCGAAAUCGCGGGAGCCUACCGAAAGGAGUGUCUGCAGCCGGCGGGAAUUGUCGUCUCUCUUUGGUAGACUCGCCAAAGGAUCAUUCCGCCGAGAAGGCGAAGAAGUCCUCGCGUCAGCUGAGCAGGUUCCGCUGUUGCGCAGGCGCGUGGAGGGACGGCGGAGGGAUACGUGGAGAACGGGCGGUUGGACGCGAGGGCCGACGCGCUGACGGAGGUGCUCGUGAUGGGGCGGGGUACGCUGCCGGCCGUUUGAACCUGGCGGCGGGACAUGGCCUCGGCGGCGGACGGGAGAUGGAUGUCAUUUCAGAAGCCACGGAUGGCCUUGAAAUCAAGGAGCCUGCUGUUGACAGCACUGAAAAUAGGUCUUUAGAUGAUGAGAAACAUUUACUCCACCAAAAACAAGAAGCAGCAGUGGACCCAGCCUUCAAGACGCCAGAUAAACUUAAGACCCCAAUGAACUUUUCUACUGUAACAGUGGAGCAGCUUGGAAUUACACCAGAGAGUUUUGUGAAGAAUUCACCAGGAAAAUCCUUGCUAAAAAAAUCAAGGCGCCGUUCCACAAUUGGAGUCAGAGGCUCUCCUGAAACAAAUCUUCUCAUUAGAUACAUUGCUCAGCAAAGGAGUUUUAAAAAUGCAAGCGACUCUCCUUUGGUAGAAGCUUCUCCUUCAAUACAGCAGGCCAGCCCUUUUCGAUAUAGAAAUGGUGAUUCAUUAAGAGAGCGAAUUUCUGCCUUCCAAUCUGCUUUUCACCAAGUAAAGGAAAACGAAGAAAAAUCUGAACAUUCAGGGCCAGAGGGAGAAGUCCAAGCAGCAGACUGCACUAAGAACAAAAGCCCAAAACGUUGUGACCAGCCCAAGCUGUGUGGAGAGUUACCAUCCAAGCGUAGGCGAAUAUCUUACCAGAGAGACUUAAAAGAAAAUAUAGCUGAUGGUGAAAAAAAAUUGACUGACAUCCAGAUAUGCCAUAUUGCUACUUUUCCUGAUACAAACCGAACUUACACCUGUGAAACUUCUACAACAGACCAUUCUAAGGAAUCUUCUUGUGAUCUGUCCGUUGUUGCACAGUCUGGAUGCUCAGUUUUAAAGGAUACUACACUGAAAAGUCUGUCAAGGGGGAAGGAGGUAGCUGGAUGUGCAGAGGAAGAAAGAGCAAGUGAUGCUGCUUCAAGACACCGUGGAAGGAGAGGCCAAGCUGAGAAGGAACUGAGCACAGAAGCGUCCAGUGACACCAUGCCGCCCACUGCACCUGCGUACAAGGGGGACCUGUCGUCCUGUGAGUCCUCCUUCCUCCGCUCUGUGCUGAAGAAGACCCCCGUGAAGCUGCUUCUGGAGAGCUUACAGGAGCAUUGUGACACCACUGGGUAUGAUGGAAAGCAAUCGUUCUCAUUCUCAGAUCUUUCAAAGGGUUGUGAAGAACUGAAAAAUGAAAAAAGCAGUUUAAAAGUCCAAAAAACAUGGCCCAGAAAGAGAGUUACUUUUGGAGAAGAGCUAAGCCCAGAAGUGUUUGACGAAUCCCUGCCAGCAAACACCCCACUGCGCAAAGGUGGCACACCUGCUCGACAGCAAGAUGCAAGAAGCGGUCAUCCCUCCUUUUUCCCAAGACUGUCCAUUUCGGAGGCAAUAUCUCAACCAAACUUUGAAGAGCCAGAAGAGAACCUUGUAAACAUGGAACCACUCGAAGUGUCUUUUGCAGUUCUAGGACCUGCUACUAAUUCUUCAUCCUCUGAAACUCUUGAAGACACUGAUGCUGUUAAUUCUUCAAGUAAAUGUAAAACAAUUUCCCCUCUCAAACUUAAUAGGAUAACACGAUCCUCUAGCAAAAGAAAGCAGUCACCUAAUGUUACUGAAGAGGAUGAUUUUAGCAAUAUAGUUAGCAUAGAUGUUAAGCAUGAUAUGGAAAGGAGACCCAGUAGGAAGAAAGCUCAAGGAACAAAGAACAUGAACAGAACAGCAUUGAAGAAGAUACAAGUGCUAAAAAAUUGCAGAAGGAGGAAAGGAAAGGGAAAGAGGCUGCAGAAAUCUUUCUCUGGCCUAAGAGAGGUGGCUUCUAAGAAACCUCUUCUGAGUCCUAUUCCUGAGAUCCCCGAGAGCCCUUCUACAACAGCGCCCAACGCCCAAAGAAUGCCCAUUUUGUGGCACUCAGAUUGUCUUGACUUCCCAAAAGAAGAUUACAGCAGUUCCAAAGAUGGAGAUGAAGGUGCCAUGGACGCUGACCUAAAUAAACCAGUUGGAAAACUCAGAAAUAAUUAUUUGCCCCAGAACCCAGAAACCUUGGAUCCAUCUUACAAAGAAAAUGAUGCCUCUGAACUCUCCAGUUCUAGUAUAGGAAGUGACUCAUCCCUUGGUCCUGUGACUUUUGACCAGGGUUCAAACGUAAGUACGAUAGCAGUUUAUGGAAGUGGCCGUAUUCGACAUGCCGACGAGCUGGAGCAUCAAGACCACGCCAAGAAAAGGACCAAGAUCCAAGAUGUCUGUCUUCUUUCUCCAGUGUUAACUCUUACAACAGAAGAAGAAAUGACUCCAAUCAUCCCCCAGUCCAGUUUUUUUCUGUUGCAGCCCCUGCAUUCUGCUGCCAUUAUUCCAAAUGUGGAAAGUGUCUGUGAAUCUGAAGGUGCUGACAACAUGGAGCAGGUAGGAGAGCUCGGCACAUCAUGUGAAAAGCAGAAAGAUGCUUUAAUAGCUUCUGAAGGAAGACUGAAGAGCAGUCAUUCAGCAGAUGCUCCAAGGGCAGAACUGAGUCAUCUGAAUGAAGAUGGGGAGCAAAUCCAAAGUCACGGCCAAGAGCUGACACAAAGAAAACCAAAAGCAAACAGUGGCAUCUUGAAUUACAAAAAUCUUAUAAAAAGACGGAGAAGAAGCUCUAUUUAUUGUCCAGCUGACCAGAAGAUCCAUUUCGAAGAACCUGAGCAUCAGCCGCCUACCCCUUCUCCAGUGGAAGAAUUACCUCUUGACAGUUCUGAACUCUUUAACAAUUUAACUGAGUCACUCAAACAAGCCUUUAGGAGAUUAAACACCAGUGGAACAAGAGUAAGACGAAGCACGAGAUUUCGAAGAAAUUCUGAAAGUCAGGGUCUCGUUUGGGUUUCACUUCCAGGCGCGUCUCCUUCCUCUGCUCCUUGCAAAGCCAAAAGGAGGACAAUGUGUUCAUCUAAUACCAGAGAAUUUGAAAAUCUGUCCAACACACAAGAGCCCUGUCUCCUGUCCGCUAUUUCAAGCAGAGAAAAUUCUGAGAAUGACUCUGCUUCUGGUGCUUCUCACGGAGCCAGGAGGAAGAGCUUUUGUGUGUCUGCUCUUUCAGAGACCAGAAAUGCCUCCCGACCUAAAUACUACAGGAGAACAAGCCUUUCUCAUAGGAAUGAGGAAAACCACCCGAGUGACUUUGAAAAAAUGGAAGGUUUGGAGAAUCCGAACAAUAUCUGACAUUUCCAGCAUGCGUUUUAUAAGGGGGAAGGUAACUAUAUGUUUAAGAGAUUAUCUGUUUGCAGUUGGCAUCCUUUGCAGUUGGCAUCCUUCAGAAUGCUUCAUUGUUCAGUAUAAAAUUUCUUUUGAAAGGUCAACAAAUGAAACCAGUUAAAAAUAGAUGUUAAGUGUGUCUUCAUAUUUAACCUUUUUAAAGGAAAAUAAUCCAUUUUUUUUUCCUUCUUAAAGGUAAAUAAUGCUUUAGUGAGCCUGAAACUAAGAAAGAAUGAAAAUUUUAGAGCAUUAGUGUUAAGAAUCCCCAGUUUUUAUUUAGUAAAUAUCCAAAACUACCUAGAAAUUCAGUGGUAUUUUUGGAAAAGCUCCUUUAGAUAUCUAAAUCUCACUAAUUAGAUAAUUAGGAAAAAAUAGUCAUAAUUGGUACUCAUUAUAUACAGAUCGAAGGAGCUUUAAGUAAAUUGAAAUCAAAUUAACUUGAGGAUGUAAAAGACAGGCCUAAUGUUGACUUUUAAAAUACUGUAAGAAGGCUGAGACAGUUUUUCUAAAUAUAAAAAUGGAACCUUCAUAAAAUUUUGUCUAGGAAGUAAAGAAAAAUUUUUUAGGCAAUUGAUAAAAGCUAGCCUCCACUUUGCUUGCAGAUUUCAAAAGCUCGAUAAUAUUAUGUGUAUCUCCAAAGAAAAUUGUGCAUAAAAUUAUUAAAAUCCAAUCUGAAAUAUAUAUUGUUUAAAAUAAUUUUUCCAGUGACUUGUUUUCAAAAAAUAAAUGCCCCAUUGAGGAUUCUUUUUUUAUGAGCUUGACUAGUAGCAUUGUUUGCUUUCACCUAAGCUAUCUGUAUCUCUUUAGAAGUUCUGUUUUUUAAUUCUUGGGGCCAAAAUCUCAAUAGUUACAGCUAAUUCAGAAGCUUAUUGAAAAUUUUCUGCUCAACAUGAAGUGAUGCUAUCAUAGUUUAAUUUGCAGUAACAAUUUUUAAAUGAUCUAAAUUGGUUGGGCCCCAGAAAAAUAUUCUUCUGGUGUGUGGAUGGCGUUAGAUCCAAGCUUACUCUUAAAGAGCAGCAUCCUUUUCUUUAUCCCAUGCAUUUCCAUUUGGGAGCUUCUGCUAGCACUAGAGUGAGUUUAGCUUUUCUUUGCUGAGCUGGAACCUCAUCAGUUGCUAGGUGAAUGGGCACAUGGAGUUUAUAAGACUGAAAAAAACCCUGAUAUGUCUUGAACUUACAAAAAUCCAUAUAAAUCAUUGUGUCAUUAAACAGUUUUCUUUGAAGUCCUAUUAAACCUUUCUGCCGUAAUAGCAAAAACUUGUUAACAAAUAGAACUCUUUAUAAAUAACACAACAAGGAAAAAAAUUCCUGCUGUGAUGGAGCAUUUUUUCUCUUCGGUAAAGAGACUGCGUUACCUUCUUGGCACCAGUAGGUCUGGGACCCCUGCUGCUAAGACUAAUGUAUUUUACAUUAACACUCAAAGUGAUCCCAACUCCUGCUAAAGGGUGGAUUGUUUCCAAAGCUUGGUUUUUUGCAAUGUAAAACAUUUAUGGGCUUUUUUUUCUGUUUAUGGUUGAUAUGGUUAGCAAAUCAUCUGUACCUCAAAAAAAGUACUCGAUUUCCUGCUAUAUUUUUUUCAAACAAAUUUAGUCAGUAGCUCUCAAUAUUUUAUCAGUCUUUUGUUUUUUAAUUGUUUAACAUGAAGGUAAAACUUCUCUGACUUAAUCUAUAGUGUUUCAGUUUUCUCUAGUCUAAUGCAGCAUCAGAUGACUUUUAUGUUUGUGAAUUAAAGUUGAGUUUUCUGUUUCAAUUCCCAGCCUAUUUACUAACAGGGAGGGGGAAAUAUUUGGUAUGUGUAUGUUUCCUUUAUCUCGGAAUGAACUUUUGCUGUAAACUUUUGUCUUUUUAUGACUAAAGAUGAAAAUAAAAUGUAUUGUAUACACUUUUGAAUUACUAUUGGUUUCAAAAUGUUUCAUUAUAAAUAUUUUACUUGGUUUCUACAGAUAACAAUAGGCAGUUUUCCCAAAAACAGAAGAUCUGAAGAAUUAAAGCAACUUAGAAGCAAUUUCAUCCAACAAACUCUGUUUGUGUUGUAAAAAUUUUAAACGUUAAGAUUUCUGUAUUUGAUCAUGCUUGUUUGCUUUUACUGUUUUUUCAUGGGUGGUAAAAACAAAGAUCAUGAUGUACUUAUGUCGUGUUCAUUUUUUCUGACUGCCUUGCCAAACAUCUUUACUCAUAGUAUAUUUUCUUGAAAUCUCCCUGUAUCCUGGAAAUUUUAAAAUAGAAUCUUCAAAUGGCUUUUUAUAUUGAUGUAAAUUCUUAUUUGUACCAGAAGAUGGCAGCCUGACAUGAGGCUUUUUGUGUGUGUUUAAUUAUAAAUCCAGGGCAACACCUG